Emys orbicularis (European pond turtle) is the source of this 2544-nucleotide messenger RNA. RefSeq names its product ecotropic viral integration site 5 like (gene EVI5L). The coding region runs from base 34 to 2544 and encodes 836 amino acids. NCBI's taxonomy places the organism in Eukaryota, Metazoa, Chordata, Testudines, Emydidae. The transcript is spliced from 19 exons. The record is from RefSeq and is a predicted model, not a curated record.
CUUUCCUGAAGGGUGUUCCUGUGGAUUUUGCGAAUGAACAUCCCUGAUACCCUCAGCCUUCCUGAGAUGGCAAGUCCGGCAGUCAGCCCAGACUCUUCCUCCCACGAGGCUCUUUCUUCUGUCAACUCUGCGCCCGCAUGCUCCCCCACCUCAGAUUCAGAGAACCUAAGCCCAGAUGAGCUGGAGCUGUUGGCAAAGUUGGAGGAGCAGAACAGGCUGCUGGAAGCAGAUUCCAAGUCCAUGCGCUCCAUGAAUGGCUCCCGCAGGAACAGCGGCUCCUCCUUAGUCUCCAGCUCCUCAGCCUCCUCAAACCUAAGCCACCUCGAGGAGGACACCUGGAUCCUAUGGGGGAGGAUUGUCAACGAAUGGGACGAAUGGCGGAAGAAGAAAGAGAAACUGCUGAAGGAGCUCAUACGGAAAGGAAUCCCACACCACUUCCGAGCCAUCGUAUGGCAGCUGCUGUGCAGUGCCACAGAUAUGCCUGUCAAGAACCAGUAUUCAGAGCUGCUGAAGAUGUCUUCCCCCUGCGAGAAGCUGAUCCGGAGGGAUAUAGCCCGCACAUAUCCUGAGCAUGAGUUCUUCAAGGGACAGGACAGCCUAGGCCAAGAGGUCCUUUUCAACGUCAUGAAGGCCUAUUCCCUAGUGGACCGUGAGGUUGGAUAUUGUCAGGGCAGCGCAUUCAUCGUGGGAUUGCUGCUAAUGCAGAUGCCUGAAGAAGAGGCUUUCUGUGUGUUUGUGCGACUGAUGCAGGAAUAUCGAUUACGAGAGCUAUUCAAACCCAGCAUGGCUGAGCUGGGCCUCUGCAUCUACCAGUUUGAGUACAUGCUGCAGGAGCAGCUGCCUGAGCUGAACAUCCACUUCCGCUCCCAGAGUUUCCUCACCUCCAUGUACUCGUCGUCCUGGUUUCUCACCCUCUUCCUCACGACCUUCCCUCUGCCUGUGGCCACCCGAGUGUUUGACAUCUUCAUGUAUGAGGGGCUGGAGAUCGUCUUCCGUGUGGGGAUGGCCCUCCUGCAGUUCAACCAGGCAGAGCUGAUGCAGCUGGAUAUGGAGGGGAUGUCGCAGUAUUUCCAGAAGGUGAUUCCUCAUCAGUUCGACAGUUGCCCGGACAAGUUGAUCCUGAAGGCAUACCAGGUCAAAUACAACCCCAAGAAAAUGAAGAGGCUGGAGAAGGAGUAUGCUGCAAUCAAAAACAAAGAGAUGGAGGAGCAGAUUGAGAUCAAAAGGCUCCGGACUGAGAACCGCCUCCUGAAGCAGCGGAUCGAGACCCUGGAGAAGGAGAGCGCUGCCUUGGCAGAUAGACUGAUCCAGGGCCAAGUCACCCGCGCACAGGAGGCCGAAGAGAAUUACAUCAUCAAGCGAGAGUUGGCGGUGGUGAAGCAGCAGUGCAGCUCAGCCACGGAGAACCUGCAGAAGGCCCAGAGCACCAUCCGGCAGCUGCAGGACCAACAGGGAAACCCCCGGUUCACGGAGGAGUUUGUGAAUCACCUGGAAACAGAGCUGGAGCAGUCGCGUCUGAGGGAGAUGGAGACAUUGGGCGCGCUCAAGGAGAUGCAGGACAAAGUGCUGGACAUGGAAAAGAAGAACAGCUCGCUGCCCGACGAGAACAACGUGGCCCGUUUGCAGGAGGAGCUCAAGGCAUUGAAGGUACGCGAGGUGGCGGCGCUGACCUCACUCAAGGAGCUACAGCUGCAGGUGAAGGAUCUCAACGACAGCUGGCAGGCUCAUCUGUCGCGGACAGGCGGGCGCUGGAAGGAGUCCCCCCGCAAGAACACCAUGAACGACCUCCAGGAUGAGCUGAUGACCAUCCGCCUGCGGGAGGCCCAGGCCCAGGCCGACCUCCGUGAGCUGCGGCAGAGGCUGGUGGAGCUUGAAACCCAGGAUCAGAUUCACAGUAAUCUGCUGAACCGGAUGGAGCAGGAGUGCCUAGGGCUGCAGGAGAAGCUGCAAUACCUCACUGCCCAGAACAAAGGGCUGCAGACGCAGCUGAGUGAGACCAAGCGCAAGCAUGCGGAGUCUGAGUGCAAGAGCAAAGAGGAGGUGAUGGCGGUGCGGCUGCGGGAGGCCGACAGCAUGGCAGCCGUGGCAGAGAUGCGGCAGCGGAUCGCUGAGCUGGAGAUCCAGAGGGAAGAAGGGAUGAUCCAGGGCCAGCUGAACAACUCUGACUCCUCCCAGUACAUCCGGGAGCUCAAGGACCAGAUUGAUGAGCUCAAGGCUGAGAUCCGGCUGAUGAAGGGCCAGAAGCCCUUCGAGGACUCCAUGGGCUUUGAUGGCAUCCACAUUGUGAGCCACCUGGCGGUGGACGAGGACUCGCUGCACUCCUCAGAUGAGGAGCUGCUGACCAACCCCAUGGUGGUGGGCGCGCUGCAGGACGUGCUGUACCCACUCUCACCCUGCAAUGCCCGCUUCCUGCGGGGCAUGGAGAGCUCCGGCAAGGAGAGUGACGGCUCCACGGACAGUGAGCCCGAGGACCCCACCUCCACCACGGAGGCCGACGGCGAGAUGGAGCCGCAGAUCAUCUUCGGAGAGACCCUCAGCAAGUGA